AAUUAAAAAUCUAAACCUAAAUCCAGAAAAUGAUGAAUCCAGAAAAAGCAAAAGCCACGAAGCAAAAUAAUGGAGGAAUACGAAAAAGGCAGGGAAGGAAUCGAAAUUGGACGAAAGAGGCAACAGAAGGAGCACCUUGUGAAAGGAGAGGUUAUUCCCAAAUUCACCGGCGAGCUCCCUGACUCUGCGGAUGGCAAGCUCGGAGGAAUUGUCGAGGUUGUCGACGACGACGGUUCUGAAGCCUCCGAGCAAAAGCUGAAGAACGGUGUGGGUACCGAUGUAACCGGCUCCGCCGGUAACAAGGACGGUUUUGUGGAGCAUGAGCUUAUGCGCAGCGUUUUGCAGUGAAGAGUUGGGAAUAUUAGGGGGUGGCCGAAAAUGAGGGGAAUUAAUAUACGGUGCGGAGGAGGCGAUGUUGUUAAUGCUGACGCGCGAUGCCAUAUUCGU
Messenger RNA from Cajanus cajan (pigeon pea), 447 nucleotides. The record is from RefSeq and is a predicted model, not a curated record. Lineage: Eukaryota; Viridiplantae; Streptophyta; Magnoliopsida; Fabales; Fabaceae.